CGUAGUUGCCGCCGCCAACAUAUUUGGAGUCAGUCGCCGCCGCAGUUAAUAUUUGUUGGCGCAGGGCUCUGUGCCUUGUACAUUUUUUUUGUUUGGGGUGAAUUAUUUUCAUUUGUUUUCAUCGAAUCCAAAUAAAGAAAAUAUAUUUCUUCUAUUUUGAAAUGAUAAGCACCUUAAAUUUUGUCAAAAACUUACGACGUUAUGCCACUGACCACAGAAUAAUACAGAGAGUGCUAUCGAAUGAAUUAAGGGAAGCAUUUAAUAGUCGUACAUAUCAUCAUCAACUUUAUGUUUUAAGGGAAAUUCGAAGGUUAAAGACGUAUGUGGAGGAAAGAAAAGCUAGUUCCAGAUUCCAAACGUUAACGAAUAUUAGAUCUUCAUCAUCUGCAACUGAGAAAGGGAGUGAUAUUGAACUUAAUGUAAAACAUGAUCCUGAUGAAAGAAAAUUUUACGUUGACGUGGAAGGUGUUGGUAGCUCAUAUAUAGAAUACGAUAGAAAUGAAGAGUUGAUUAUUAUAAAGCACACAGAGGUACCGAGAGAAUUAGAAGGUCGGGGAAUUGGAAAAAUGCUAGCAAAGGUCAGCUGGUCAUUCAAAUACACUAUCUAAAAAUUGUUUACUUCCACUCAUUUUCAAUUGAUCUCUGAUCUCAAAGUUGCUUUGGAAUAUGUGGCCAGAAACGAUUUGCAGCUAGAAAUAAAAUGUCCUUUUGUUCGUAACUAUGUUUGUAAAUAUGAACCAAAGUACAUAAAAUAUAUACAAAAAUAAAAUUAUAUUUUAAGUAAACGCUAAUUAGUCUUUGAAAACGCGAAAUAUUAUUAGUGUGUACUGUAAGUAUGUUGGAUACGGAUGAUUUUGAAAGCCUCUUACUAUACUAUGGACGAUCAGAGUAUUUCCAUAUUAUGCAGAAAACUGCCUUAGACGGAUUGGCACGCUUUCCGUCACAUAUUGUGUUUAGACUUUACAAUGGUAUUGCACUAGUGUUGGGAAAUCGGCUGCAAGAGGGAAUACGUGAAUUGAAUCCUUUAAAGAAUGACUCAGAUCUUGGAAUUGGCGCAAUUAUUGCUCUACUUUAUGCACACAAAAACUGCAGUGUGGUCGAUCGCGAUGCAAUUGGAGUUCUUGAAAAACGAUUAACGGAUGACCUUAAAAAGGGAAGUGCAAUUGGAUUUUACAAUGCAGCAGUAUUCCUUUUCUUAGCAAGGAAGUAUGAAAAGGCUCGCGAAUAUGUUGAUAAAGCAUUAAAACUCGAUAGUCAUCACGAGUAUUCUAUUGUGUUAAAAGCAUGGACGGAAAUGUGUCAAGCUGUCGGCCCCGUUAGUGGAAAUAUAUUAAACACCCUUGAACACGUAUUGGCUAAAAGCAGCAAGAAUAUUGAUUCAUGUUUAGCCCUAGUGAAAUAUUAUCAACUAAGAGGUGAAUUUGAGAACGCCAUUAACAACUUGAAUAAACUUUCCGUGCGAUUUCCGGAACUUAAUAUUCCCUUAAUUGAGAAAAUGAACACUCAUCUAGCAGUUUUAGAUUGGGAUCAUGCUUAUGAGACGGCUUUACGUAUAAUAAACUUGGAGCCUACUAAUAUACCGGCUUUACAGGUAAAGGCACUAUUGUUGAUUACACGAGAGGGAAACAUGAAGGGUGGUAUUUCUACUCUGCAACAAUUACUAGUUGCUACAGAGCGUGUAGAGUCUAGCAAUUCGAAAAUUAUUUUGAAGAUAUGUCAGCUAUUUGCUCACAUAAGUUCACGCAAUGUGGAACUAUUGUCGCUAACGCUACGAUUUAUUGACAAGCUUAUUCAAGCUAAUCCAUCGGGCGUAGAAUACAUUGUUGAGUUGGGAAAUGAACGUAUGCUAUUGGGAAAUGUCAAAGAGGCGGCGAUAUGCUAUCGCUCUGCAAUUAAAAUAGACAGCAAUAACUUUAACGCCCUUUGCGGACUUACUGCUUGCCAGUUGUUAGAACACGGGUGUACUGAGCAGACUCAACAGCAAGUUGAAUUUUUGAACGAGCUACGACCAGGAGACAGUGAUCCAUUGUUAUUAUUUUUACGUGCGAAAAUUACAUCUAGAAGUGAUCAAGCCAUUGCACUUUUGAUCAAAGCAACGGAAAUUCAUAUGAGCAAGUUGGAAAGUCACGCUUUUGGACCAGAAUAUGCUCACAUUAUGAAUCCAGAAUUUUUAUUACAGAUUACAGCUGAAUUUUUACACCAUUCACCGGUCCAAGUUAACAUAAAGCAUGGACUCAAUUUAUCUCAAGACACGUUGCAUAUAACACUUAAACAUUGUAUGACUAUAUUAGAUAAUAUUCUUAAGUUUUGUCCUUCACAUAUACAGGCAAUAUUCAUGAGGGCCAAGGUACAUUUCUUGUGUGGUGAAGUGGCUAUGGCAGCAACAAUAUUGCAAAAAAUUCUCAAUGAUAUUGAUGUAACAUAUACGGAUGCAUACCUCUUAUUGGCUCAGAUCCAAAUGCAGCAGCAACAGUAUUCUAAGGCACUGCAGUCUCUUGAGUUAGCCCUAUCAUAUAAUUUUGCAAUUCGAGAAAAUCCUCGAUAUUAUUUACUCAUGGGAAUUGGACAGCGUCAUCAACAGCAGUACACGGAGGCUCAAAAAAGCUUUAUAUCAGCCAUGCAUUUGGUUGGCAAUGAAACUUCACUGCCAGAACGCAUUCAGUCGCCUAACAGCCGAGCUCGAACUGAGUUGCUCAGUAAUUUUACUGUCGCUGAUAAGGUUACCCUGUAUCUGGAAUUGAUAAGCACUUAUAAGGAUAUUGGCGACAGUCAGGGUGUUUAUGAGAGCGAACGUCUAUUACAAUGUGCUAUGGAAGAAUUCAACGAAACAUCUGAAGAAGGACGUUUAGUUAUUGCUCAUGCUGAAUUUAUGCUACAAAACGCUAACGUCAAUAAGGCCAUUGAUCUUUUAUCAGCCAUACAGCCAGGUCAAUCUUAUUACAUUCAGGCUAAAACACAUUUGGCAAAUAUACAUUUGCAAUAUCGUAAAGACCGUAUCGCGUUUGCAAGGUGUUUCAAAGAACUGGUAGAAAAUUGUCCUGAAUCUGAAAGUUAUUUAAUGCUGGGAGAGGCGUACAUGUCUAUUCAAGAGCCAGAUUUAGCUGUUGAGGCAUAUCAAAAGGCAUUAGAGUUAAAUCCACAUGAUUCCCAUUUAGCUAGUAAAUUGGGUCGAGCCUACGUUAAAACACAUCAAUAUGUGAAAGCUAUACAAUUUUAUCAAGAGGCACUAAAAAACCAAAAUCAUGAAUGUUUAAACCUAAAUUUAGCCGAACUUUUUCUAAAGUUAAGACAGUUUAAAAGCGCUGAAGAAGUUUUAACAAAAAAUGAAGAUCAAAAACAAAUAGAGUUGUUGGACAUUGAUGGACUACAAUUGAGAACUAAGCGACUUCUAUUAUUAGCUCGCGUUCACGAAAAAGCUGGAAAUAAAAGUAUUGCUAUGCAUAUUCUUAAAGAGGCUAAAGAAAAUCAAUAUAGAAUACAGAAGCGAAUCAGUGUUGAUCAAUCUGGAAGCAUAGAGGAGCAAAAUAAAACAUUGUCCAAAAUUUGUUUGCUUAUGGCACAACAUUCCAUUAAUUUGAGAAAUAAUGAGCAGGCAUUAUCUUGUUUCAAAGAAUGCUUAAAAUAUACACCGAAUGAUAUUGAGGUAUUGACAUCGCUCGGUCGCCUUUACAUGCAAAUGAAUGCAAUGGAAAUGUGUCGCGACGUGUGUCUGCAAAUUUUGCAGAUUGAUAGUAACCAUGAAGCAGCAUCUGUGAUGAUGGCCGAUUUGUCGUUUCGAAAAAUGGAUUUUGAAAAUGCUGCUUACCACUUUUCACAGUUGUUGUUGGCCCAACCUUGUUAUUGGACCGCUUUAGCUCGUUUAAUUGAAGUUAUGAGACGCUCGGGUUCAUUGCUGGAUGUUAUGCCAUUUCUACAGCGGGCAGAGCAAGGAACUCAAAAUCCCAACCAAGCUCCGGGACUUAAUUACUGCAAAGGAUUAUAUGAAUGGUAUAAUGGAAAUCCGAAUGGUGCACUGAGAUACUUUAAUGCGGCACGAAGGGACUUUGAAUGGGGUCCUCAAGCGAUAUUUAAUAUGAUUGAAAUUUGUAUCAAUCCGGAUGGAGACAUUCCAAAUGGUUCUGAUAUAUUAGAUAAUGGUGACAGUGGAGACUUUAGUGAUGCUCGUGCUAUAGCACUACGAACUGCUGACAGACUGCUCAAAGAAUUACGUCCUCGACCAAUUGGUUUAGACAAUGAGACACUUAAUCAUCGAUUGUUACAGAACUUUUUAAAAUUGGCAUCAAAGCAAAAAUUUCAAAUCGAAUCCGCCCUUCAGGAUUUUACCGAAUUGGCAGGUCGUGAUGAGUUUCAGUGUUCUGUCGGACCAAUUUUAGGCAUGGCAACCGGUCUCGUACAGUUAAAACAAACACAAAGGGCUAAAAAUCAUUUAAAACGUUUAGCUAGAGUUAGUUGGAAUUUUGAGGAGGCUGAGUAUUUAGAGCGUAGCUGGCUUUUAUUGGCUGAUAUUUAUGUCAACGCCAACAAAUGGGAUGUCGCUGAAGGUUUGGUUGAUAAAGUUCUACAACAUAACAAGUCGAGUGCAAAGGCAUACGAACUAUCUGGGUAUAUAGCUGAAAAAUCUCAAAAUUAUAGAGAGGCUGCAAAAAAUUACAAUAAUGCAUGGAAUUGCUGUGGACGUUCUAAACCUCAUAUUGGCUAUAAACUGGCUUACAAUCAUAUGAAAAUCAAACGAUUUGCAGAUGCUAUUGAAAUUUGUCAACAAGUCCUUAAACUACAUCCAGAUUACACUAUAAUUCGUAAAGAUAUUCUUGAGAAAUGUCGAAAUAGCUUAAGACCUUAAGUAAUAAGUCAUAACAGGCUUGAUUUUAAUUCUUUUGCUUAAAAGCAAAGGACUUUUAUUCGUUUACGAUAUCGAAUACAAAAAAGUCUAAAUUAAUAUAUUAAAAACGUAAAAAAGCGUAUCUGAACUUUUAUAAAAUAGUAGAGUUAUUAAUCGUUCCAUCUUGCGAACGAUUUAUAAAACAACGGCCGAUUUACUGCUUACGUGACCUGAAAAAAAUUAUUGUAAUAUUUCUUUUUUAGAUGAUGACAUUCGAUAUCGAACAAGAAAUCUCAGACAUUACGAUAUAUGUAAGUACGAUCACGUAUGCCGUAUUUCGACCGCUUUUCUUUAAUGAAAUCUGCAUUUCUACAUAUUUGUUCAAAAUUAUUAGAUAUGGAAGCUUUAAAAAAUAAGCGCAAUUUUAUGCAAAAUAUCUAACAUUCACCUUUUAUAUUAGAAAACAAACAAAUGUAAAAUAUUAAACCAAUAAAACAUAAGUUAAUUAGCACUCCGCA
Messenger RNA from Lucilia cuprina (Australian sheep blowfly), 5337 nucleotides. Its product is annotated as tetratricopeptide repeat protein 21B-like. Gene Ontology annotation, biological process: protein localization to cilium; intraciliary retrograde transport. Gene Ontology annotation, molecular function: protein binding. Gene Ontology annotation, cellular component: intraciliary transport particle A. The record is from RefSeq and is a predicted model, not a curated record. The coding region runs from base 836 to 4840 and encodes 1334 amino acids. The transcript has 8 exons. Lineage: Eukaryota; Metazoa; Arthropoda; Insecta; Diptera; Calliphoridae.